Prinia subflava (tawny-flanked prinia) is the source of this 656-nucleotide messenger RNA. RefSeq names its product beta-microseminoprotein-like. The record is from RefSeq and is a predicted model, not a curated record. Lineage: Eukaryota; Metazoa; Chordata; Aves; Passeriformes; Cisticolidae. The transcript is spliced from 4 exons. Bases 67 to 393 code for a protein of 108 amino acids.
UUGUUUCCUCGCUGUAUAUAAAUAGACACUACUCCUCAUUAUUAUAUGUGAGCAGCCUAUGCAAGUAUGAAAUCCUUGCUUGUUUUUUGCUUGAUCCUUCUCUUCUCAAGAACUCUGUGUAUGCCUGCUCGCUGUUACCUUAGACCAGCCAGAAAAUAUGGGUGCGUUUCAGACAGAAACCUCUAUGUUUUUGGUGCGGUGUGGAAGAAUGAAGAUUGUUUCCAGUGCAGGUGUAAGAUGGGUGCAAUGACUUGCUGCAGCUUGGUUUUAAUGCCCAAGAAGUAUGAUAGGGUGAACUGUGUUGGCCUAUUCCACAAGAAAAGCUGUUCCAUCCGAGUGGUGAAGAAGACCAAUCCUGAGAUAAGUUGCAAAGUCUACAAUGGAGUUGGAUAAGACCACAUGAUGUAUUUCUCCUCUUUCACACCUACCCCAGAAGCUGAGUACACCCUGGAUCUCUCCUUUAGAGGAAAGCAGCAAGCAGCAUGGCUUCAAGAGAAAUGAGUUUGCCUCGUGCCUUUCACAGCUCUAAUUGUGCCGUAUCUAUCAAGUUUCUGACACUAGCUGGUUUGUCUUACACACAUUUAUAACCAAACUUUACCACAAGCUUUUUUUUCCUGUUGGGAUCCAGAGUUAAAUACAUUUUCGUAUACAUCAAA